This is a messenger RNA of Chaetomium strumarium, 1755 nucleotides long. RefSeq names its product guanine-1-methyltransferase-domain-containing protein. The coding region runs from base 228 to 1481 and encodes 417 amino acids. Gene Ontology annotation, molecular function: tRNA binding. The record is from RefSeq and is a predicted model, not a curated record. Gene Ontology annotation, biological process: tRNA N1-guanine methylation. The transcript has a single exon. Lineage: Eukaryota; Fungi; Ascomycota; Sordariomycetes; Sordariales; Chaetomiaceae. Gene Ontology annotation, cellular component: nucleus.
CUGCAAUUAAACUUCAGGGUUGGGGACGCGUUAUAGCGUGUCAUCGGGCGGGUCUGUCGCUCACCGCCCACGCGAGGUGGGCUAUUCUGCCACGAGCGCUGGGAAAAUUCACUCCCCACUUCAAACGGCAAGAGCUUCCUUCCACCUUCCACCAAGCCAACCAGCCACCCCCUCCUGUACCCCUUUACGGAGAUUGACGACCGCAGCACGCUACAACGGAUGCCGAUAUGGAAGAGCCACUGCAGUCCACUGAGACCGUCGCUUCAUCCGCUGCCAAUGGCAAGCGCAAGGCCGAGACAGAGCUCGAGAGGGAAGCCAAAAAGAGCCCCCUCGCAAGCAAUGAUCAAAGCCCGACGACCGAUGAAGCAGAAUCCCUACAGACACCGGGCUCGGCAGACACCACAGAUAAACCGCUAUCAAAGAAUCAGCUCAAGCGCUUGAGGCGGCAGCAGCAAUGGGAGGAAUACAAGCAAGACCGGCGGGCGAAGCGCAAGGACAAGCGACACGAGCGACAGGCACGGAAGCGUGCCGAGAAGGAAGCCAAAAUCGCCGAGGCCGAGGCGGCGGGCAUUGACCCUGCGGCGGUGCUGAAACCGCAAAAAGAGCCCUGGAAAUAUCGUCCGGUGCCCAUCUCGUUCAUCAUCGACUGCGACUUCGAGCAGUACAUGCGCGAGCAGGAAAUCGUGUCGCUGUCGAGCCAGAUCGUGCGGUCAUACGCCAUGAAUCGAAAGUCAAAAUACCAGGCUAGUCUCCAUCUCAGCUCAUGGAAAGGGAAGCUCAAAGAGCGGUUUGAGACAGUUCUUAAGAACGCACACAUGAAUUGGAAGAACGUUAGCAUCCAUGAAGGCGAUUUUCGGGAAGCUGCGAAGCAAGCCCGUGAGCAGAUGAUGGGGCUGCAAGGAGGGGAAAUGAUAGACCUCAUCAAGCCGAGCGAGGACGGGCAGAAACAAGCGACGAAUGCGGGCAGUGAAGGUGCCUGUCGCACGGUCGAAGCCGAGCCUGAAGGUGAAGAUGUUGAUCGAACCAUCGUCUACCUUACCUCGGAAUCACCAUAUACACUCGAAAGAUUAGAAGCAAAUACUUGCUACAUCAUUGGAGGAUUAGUGGACCGCAACAGGGAAAAGGGGCUCUGCUACAAUCGAGCCAGGGAGCACAAGGUCCGGACCGCGAAACUCCCGAUUGGCGAAUACAUGGCAAUGCAGAGUCGUUAUGUCCUAACGACAAACCAAGUAGUGGAGAUCAUGGCGAGAUGGCUGGAGUGCGGUGACUGGGGGAAGGCUUUCCUGGAUGUGAUUCCGAAACGGAAAGGCGGGACAUUGAAGUCCGGCGACGUAGAGUCGCGGGGUUCGAAAGAGGAGAACGGUGUCAGUGACGAGGGAGAGGAUGAGAGUGCGGAGGAGGAUGCUCCAGGGGCCGAAAUGCCAUCUGCGGAUAAGACAACCCCUCAGGCACAAACCCACCAGCAGGACGUAGCCCAAUAACAUAUACAGUAGUGCUCGCCCUAGCAUCGAGCACUUGCCCGGGAGAGGGCAUUCCGCCGAUGGUGUGAGAUACCCUCAUAGACCAUCACAUCUGGAGUGAUGAAUUCGAGAGAGCGAUGUGCGCCAUACCGUCUCUCCCAGUGAACGGCACCGGCUUGAGAUUGACAUGUCUAGAACGCAAAUGGCCCUAGCAGCAACCCUGAAAGCAUCCCGCUCUCUACCUGUGCCCACAGGUUAUGAUCAAGACCAAGUUAUCCAUAGGUGACCCCCUAGA